AGCCUUUAAAAUAACCCGACAGAUUAUGAGUGGGAUGAACUUUAGUGUGUGGAGUCCUUCAUCGAUUUGGUGAAUGUCGCAAUUCCUUCGCUUAAUGUUGUUUCUCAUAACGGAUUUAAAAUGACAUUUGAUGGUCGACAACUUCCAUGACGGCCUCUUUGCUAAUAAUUAAGAGAUAGAUGUAAUACAAUGGCCACAGUUUGGAAGUACUUAGUGGUACCACUGACAGUACUUCUGAUUCUGUGUUACGCUGUGCUAGCCGCCUACCCGGACCUUACGGGGAAAGUUGCCGCCGGGCAAACACUGAGAGUCGACGGGGACAUCGUGCUCGGGGGCCUGUUCCCCAUCCACGAGAAAGGUAAGAAUGAGAGUAUCUGUGGAGAUAUUAACCAGGAUCGUGGUAUCCAGAGACUGGAGGCUAUGCUUUUCGCAAUUGAUCUGAUCAACAACGACACGAAUAUCUUGCCCGGAAUUGAAAUCGGUGCCGAGAUCCGAGACACGUGUUCCAGCGACACGUACGCGCUGGAGCAGUCUCUGGAGUUCGUCCGGUCCUCCCUGACUACGGUCACUUUGACUUCGCCGGAGUGUCCACCGGAACAUGUGCCUGUUAAUCACACCGCUAAUCCGGGAGUCGUGGCCGGAGUGAUAGGCGGUUCGUACAGUACUGUGUCCAUCCAAGUGGCCAACUUGCUCCGGUUGUUCCAGAUUCCGCAAAUCAGCUACGCAUCGACAAGCUCGGAGCUCUCAGACAGGAAGAAGUUUGAGUAUUUUGCAAGAACUGUCCCACCUGAUAAGCUGCAGGCGAAAGCUAUAGCAGACAUUGUGGCUUCUUUCGGUUGGACGUAUGUCUCAACGAUCGCCUCAGAGGGAAACUACGGCGAAUCGGGAAUCUACGAGUUCCAGAAAGAAGCAGCAUUGCGAAAUAUCUGUAUAGCGAGAGCAGAGAAGAUACUCUCUUCGGCAGACUCUCAAACUUACGAUAAAAUCAUCACGCGGCUGAAGAAGAAACAAAAUGCAAAGGUUGUGGUGUUGUUCACAAGGGUAGAGGACGCCAGGGACCUCUUGAGCGCCGCGAUGCGAGCCAAUCACAGCGAAAGUUUCAUCUGGCUCGCCAGCGAUGGAUGGGGUGCACAGGAGACCCCCGUUAAGGGUAGGGAAAUCGUUGCUGAAGGAGCGAUAACUAUCGAACUACAGACUCGAAAGAUCAGACAAUAUGAUAAAUAUUUUCUCAAUCUUAAUCCCACGAACAAUGCACGGAACCCAUGGUUUAAGGAGUUCUGGGAACAGAAGUUUAAAUGUACUCUCCCGCCGGACGGCACGGGGAAUGCAACCCCUGCUGAAUUGAGGUGCCUGGAAAAAAGCCUCGACGACGGGUCGCAUCUUCAGGAGAAGAAGACACAGUUUGUGGUGGACGCUGUGUACGCGCUCGGGAACGCGCUGGAUCGCAUGCAUCGCUCAAUCUGCAACGAGACUUCGGAACUGUGCGAAGGGAUGGUGCCUAUCAACGGACAACGACUGUUUAAGGAAUACAUCUUGAACAUAGAAUUUCAAGAUAUAGUUGGGUCUCUAGUCAGCUUCGAUGAGAAGGGCGAUGGUUUGGGCCGCUACGACAUCUUCAACUUCCGGCGUGGUAGCGACAACCAUUACAGUUACGUCCGAGUAGGGGAGUGGCACGGGGAGCUCGGGCUGGACCCGAACUCAGUUCAAUUCCACCCAUCGGUUCCGGUUCCAUCGACAGCUGAUCUGCCCAUGUCACAGUGUAGUCUUCCCUGUAAGCGAGACGAGAUUAAGAAACUACAGGACGACGACGAAGCAUGUUGUUGGUUCUGCUCGGCCUGUAAGCCCCACCAGUUCGUCAAGGAUGAGUUUACAUGUACGGAUUGCGCGCGUGGCUACUGGCCGCUCAGCAACCUUAGCGGCUGCUACAAACGCAUGGAGGAAUACAUGGACUUCGCCUCCCCCUGGAGCAUCAUACCUGUGGUGUUCUCCCUGCUUGGGAUCAUGGCGACUUGCUUCGUCGCUAUUGUGUUCGUAACCCACAACCAAACGCCGUUGGUCAAGGCGUCGAGCAGGGAGCUCAGUUACAUCUUAUUGCUUGGGUUCGCCUCCUGCUACGCCAUGACGUUCCCGAUUCUCGCAAAGCCGUCCGAGACAACGUGUUCUAUACAGAGGAUCGGCCUGGGGCUAUCGUUUUGCGUAUGUUACUCGGCACUGCUAACAAAAACCAAUAGAAUUGCUAGGAUAUUUGAAAGUGCUUCUCAUUCAGCCCAAAGGCCGAAGUACAUCAGCCCCAAAUCGCAGCUGGUCAUUUGUUUCGUUCUGGUCAGUGCCCAACUAUUCGGGGAACUUAUGUGGCUCAUCGUGGUGCCGCCGGGAGCCAGUGUGCAACUGUCAAAGGACCGGUAUCACGUUAUACUCAAAUGUAACAUAACCGAUACAUCAUUGGUGGUAUCUCUAGCGUACAAUAUGUUUCUUAUCAUAUGUUGCACUGUUUAUGCAUUUAAGACACGGAAGAUUCCGGAGAACUUCAACGAAGCCAAGUUUAUCGGGUUCACCAUGUACACCACGUGUAUAGUGUGGCUGGCGUUUGUUCCACUUUAUUUUGGCACAACCGGCGAUUUUAGGAUGCAGAUAACGACCCUAUGUAUCACAGUCAGCAUGAGCGCCACGGUGGCCCUAGCGUGUCUAUUCACUCCAAAAGUAUACAUCAUUGUCUUUCAACCAGAGAAAAACGUCCGGAGGCUGAACACUACGUCCACCAGACGAUCACACUACGAUGCACCGCCUCGUGACAUGGUCAACAAUCAUGGUCAAUACCCACGAGGAAGAUACAUCAUGAGAUUUAACAACCAGACGACACAGUACGACAGCCAAGAUACGGAGGCCGAGACGAGCCAAGCAUUUUUGUAGUCACGUCUUUUGUUUAAAAUUAUUGGUAAAACAGAGUUGCACAUUCAACACGCAAUAGAUAGUUAAACGUGCAUGUUGGUAUGAAAGCUCAAAAACAACGACGACUAUUUUGUCUCUGUUUUCUUGUAACUGUUAUUUAAACAAUGGAAUCUACGAAUAUGUUAUUAAUAAUUUGACACGAUGAUAUUUGAGUUACAGUUGUUCAGAAGCAGUUUAAAGGACGUAUUUGUACACAAGAAGCUUAUUACAAUACACCUAAAGUCAGAGUGGAGUAUUUCCUUAUUGCGGAACUUGUUACUGUAAAAUCUUAGAAGUAGAAGAAAAAAAACUAGAAACCUUUAACAUGGUGCAGCCAUCUUAUGUCCCCUCACGUUAAAACAAAACCGAAACCGGACUCCGAAUGCACACAUGCCACGGGGCAAUGCCCUAAUAUUAUUUGCACGUUUGGUACAAAAGACUUUUGACCUUCACUGAGGUCUAAAAAGACAGUGAUUUAUUUGAAUAAAAAUAAAUCAAUAUUGUCAUCACUGUUUAUACCAGCAAGGUCUCAAACUCUUAACGCCCGUAGACACAAAACUUGCAAAGCACAAGUAUUGCUAACAGAAAUAGAUUACCACUCAUAUUAAACAAGGUUGACAUUGUAGUGACUGGUGCCCCACUCAAAUGUUGCUUAGCAAAGUAAUUUGCCAAGCAAUGUGGGCACAGGGUCUAAUUCCAUUAAGCUUAGUAUAACCAACUUGCUAGGCACAAAACAAUCUUGCUUAAAAGAAACUGAUAACCACUCAAAGUGUCGAUAAGGUUUGCAUUGUUGCAAUAUUGUGCCCCACUCGCUUGUUGCAUAUAGUAAAGACAAUUGCCAAGCAGUUUUUUCUAUACACCCAACAGCUUUAUGGUAUAGGGUCCACGUCUCUACCAUUAGUUUGUACUAUGGUGCCUUUGUCUCGGUUUCGAAUCAACCCCGACCCCACCCCACUAAACUCACCUCUCCCAAUAUGUAAAGGGUCUUUGUCCUGGCAUCCCCACUCCUCAUGAGUUGGCCUCGCUCUCGAUCUGGUUCCUAAGUGUCGAGUAAGCACUGGUAGAAGUUAUUAUGCAAAUUGCUACCCGAUCGUCCUAGGGGGAAAACAAUCAGCUGAUUAGUAACUUUUCCGUAAUAGGAAGUGAAAUCGGAUAGUGAUAUGGUUUGGGGGCAUAGGUUUUAGUUAGAGUCGAUUUUAAGUCACUGGAUAUUACAAAUUAUUGAAACUACUCCAAACUCUAAUCAUAGUUGUCGGGCAGUACCUUCUUCUCUAUUGGUGUUGUACCAUCAAAUCAGAAAAAGUGUUUUAUUUAUUAAUUUAUGUUAAAUAGAUUACAAAACAAAACAUUUCUUUCUGUAUCACAGCAUAUCUUUGCAAAAGAUAAGCUGAACGGACCUACUAGAGUUGCUACAAAGCCUCGUGUGAUUAUUGACACGCAACAUUGUUUGUAUCUUCAUUUUACAUUAUGCCAACUAAUAAGCAUGAUAAAGGAACACGUUGCCUUGGAUCGGACGAGUUGGUCUUUGAAAAGCGUUUGAAAAUGUUAUGAAAUACACAAGGUUACACAGUUAUUUGAAAAGUUAUUUGAAAAGUAGGAUAUAAUGAUCCACACAAGUAUCACUCGAAAUUGCGUCGCGAACUAGUACGAUCGGCCAUUUUAUGCUGUCAAAACUUGGACUCCACACCAAUUGGCCGACCGUGUUUCUUCGCGACGUAAAAGGAAAACCGUGCAAUUUCGAGGCAUGUUUGUGUGGAUCAUUAUGUUCUACUUGUAAAUUAUCUAUCUAACCAUCUAACGCUUUUCAAACACGAUCUCGACCAAUCCAUGGCAACGUGUUCCUUUAAAGUGAACCAACAAACCAAUGCGUUUGAAAGGAUUUUGAGGAUAAUUCAUGUCAAGGGUUUCUUCUGUCACAACCCAUGCAGUGGCUCAUUUUAUUAAAUAGAAAGGUACUCAAUUAAAAGUUUGUAACAACUUAAUCCGUGGAAAAAUACCAAGGUUUCAUCAAUCUUUUUAAAAGUUAGUUUAGAAUGCCCUCUUUUUGUUUGACUCGAUCCACUUAUGAAUACGAGCAGUUUUACGUUGUUUAUUUGUAGUUUAUGAUGAAGCAAACAAAGCAAGAUGCUGUUGGAACGCCGGUAAAACCACGGCGCAGCCAGGCAAUUACGUAAUGUAUGCAUCUUUUCGUUCAGUUUUAUUCGGAAAUUUAGAAUUCAAAAGGUAGUAAACAUUGUGGAGUUCAAACAAGGACCUGUUUUUAAAAAGUCGGCUACAUUUAUAAUGAUGCGGUUUGAAUUACGCUUCGCCUGCAUGACUUAUUUGGGUAACCUGAUGCACAUAACCUACGAUACGUCAUUAAAAUCCAACCAAUAAGAAAGUGUUCCAAGCACAUACGUAUGAAUUAUGCAAAUUUUACCAGUCAGUACACAUCGGGGGCACUUCUUAUUACCACGCACUAACCUUUUUAGAAUUUUAAACAAAUAGAUUCAGUUUAAAAAAAAACAUAAACAGUAUGACAGACGGACAUUAGUUCAUUAGAAAUGAUUAAAAAUCCCGUACAGUGAUGUCAUUAUCAUGAGUGAUGUCACUCAUAACUCGCUUCGGUGACCCUUCGUCGGUCCUUGUCGUACCAGUGAUUUGCCCAGUGGUCGUCUCUUACAAAUCAAUGAGUAAUAAGAUAAUUAGUACAGACUCUUAAGGCACUGGACACUAUUGGUAAUUACUCAAAAUAGUUGCUAGUAAGCAUCAAACGUACUUGGUGACGAGUAACAUAGAGCUUUUGGUGACACUUUAAGAUAAACGGCUCCCUCUACUGAGAGGUGGCAAUUGUUCACUUAAAAUUUGUAUUCACGUAAAAGACUCCAGGCCUGCAGCCUUUUUUAGGCAACUAACAAAAAUUGGUCAAACAUUGUGAUUUUGUUGCUUCAUUAUUUUCUUGAAACUUCGAUGUCCAAUUCAGUCCAAAUGUUCACAGAUUUCUCAUAUUUAUUAGCAUAUGCUGGGAUAAACCCAGUGAGAAUACUGGGCCUUGACAAUUACCAAAGGUGUCUAGUGCCUUUAAGUGACAGUGACAUUGACAACACAGAAUACGACGAUGACACAGACAGUGACAAUGUUUCUUGCAAUUGUCGAUGAUUGUCGAUGAUUGUCGACGAUUAUAGACAUACGGGUUGUUAACAUAGGCUGAAAAUGCGACAUGCGACAAGUCGAGUUAACGUUUUAAAAAAAUGGGAUAACUUAUUAUAAAGAAAUUUAUCUCGCAACAUUUUUAAUGUUUUUAAAUUCGUUAUCUGUUCUGUUUUGGUGAAGAAAAUAUGCAUCAAUUGCAACGACAUUUGAUGUGACUUUUAAAAAUCAAAACACAAAACAUUGUAACUUGUUAACAUUGUAUCCCUAUACAAUUUUUUAAACAACCCUAUUACCGGUAAUAGUUAUGUACAUUAAAUGUAAUAUUGUAUGAAAUUUAA
Asterias rubens (European starfish) is the source of this 6398-nucleotide messenger RNA. RefSeq names its product metabotropic glutamate receptor 3-like. Gene Ontology annotation, biological process: G protein-coupled glutamate receptor signaling pathway; regulation of synaptic transmission, glutamatergic. The transcript has 5 exons. Bases 190 to 2910 code for a protein of 906 amino acids. The record is from RefSeq and is a predicted model, not a curated record. Lineage: Eukaryota; Metazoa; Echinodermata; Asteroidea; Forcipulatida; Asteriidae. Gene Ontology annotation, molecular function: group II metabotropic glutamate receptor activity. Gene Ontology annotation, cellular component: membrane.